Molecule: messenger RNA, 2661 nt
Organism: Aureobasidium musti
Lineage: Eukaryota; Fungi; Ascomycota; Dothideomycetes; Dothideales; Saccotheciaceae
Source: the annotation of a GenBank genome assembly
AUGGCAGCGCAGUCGAAGUUACGACAUGGCCCGGACGAAGCACUCCGGGCCCUCAUAAACCGCCUACUCGAGCGUCUCCGUCGACGACUCAGAAGCACUCCGCCGGCACUACGCCUGCUGGCUGCAGUCCUGUUCACGCUUGGUCUCGUUGGUGGUGGUGUGGGCUCAUACAGGUGGUGGAUCGAUAGCCGCAAGNNGGAGAAAGAGACGGGAAGACGGCUGCUGCGACGCAACUCUGGUCUGAAGGCCAAAGAUGGCACACGAACCAUCUACGUCGCAUACAAAUCUUCUACUGCAAAGGUCGUCAUCAAGCCGACCAAGCCGACUACCUUUGACGCCCACCGUCGCUUGUUUCUACAACCACCUCGUGCUGUUGGUCUCAGUGACAGCAACCUGCCACAAGUCCCUCCUCUCCAGACCAAGCCAGGCCUGAAUCUCGCCUUCUUGCACCAAUUCCUCAGUCUGAUGAACAUCUUGAUCCCGCGGUGGGGUAGUAAAGAAACUGGUCUAUUGUUCAGUCAUGGUGUAUUCCUGCUUCUCCGCACUUACCUGUCCCUUGUUGUUGCCCGUCUGGAUGGUGAGAUCGUGCGAGACCUGGUCGCUGGCAAAGGCAAGCCAUUCCUCUGGGGCAUUACCAAAUGGUGUACCAUAGGAGCCCUGGCCAGCUACACCAACAGCAUGAUCAAGUUCCUACAGUCAAAGGUCUCAAUAGCCUUCCGCACUCGUCUGACGCGAUAUAUCCACGACCUCUAUCUCAACGACAACCUCAACUUCUACAAACUCUCCAACCUUGAUGGCGGUAUAGGCCAUGGAGCUGACCAAUUUGUCACUCAAGAUUUGACUCUCUUCUGUGACUCUGCUGCCAGUCUGUAUUCGAGUCUGGGGAAACCAUUCGUGGAUCUCUUGGUCUUCAACUAUCAAUUGUAUCGCUCCCUCGGCCCACUGGCUUUGACAGGCUUGCUAGCAAACUAUUUUGCUACUGCUACGUUGCUCAGAAGAUUAUCGCCUCCCUUCGGCAAGCUAAAGGCUGUUGAGGGCAAGCGAGAAGGUGACUUCAGAGCACUUCAUGCUCGCUUGAUUGCCAAUGCUGAGGAAGUUGCAUUUUACGGCGGCGAUCAAAUGGAGAAGCUAUUCUUAGACAAGGGCUUCCAAGAACUCAAGAGGUGGAUGGAAGGCAUCUACAGCCUCAAGAUUCGCUACAAUAUGCUUGAAGACUUUGUGCUCAAGUAUUCUUGGAGUGCCUUCGGUUACCUCAUCACGUCUCUACCAGUCUUUCUACCUACUUGGGCUGGACUUGCUGAGCUUGGUGACAAGAAGGUAGCACAGCCUGCUUCCGAAGCUGCUCUUAUGGCUCAAGCCCCAACAGACGAAUCUGGCAGCCGAACCCAGAAUUUCAUUACGAACAAGCGCCUCAUGCUUUCGCUUGCCGAUGCAGGUGGUCGUAUGAUGUACAGCCUGAAAGACCUGUCAGAAUUGGCAGGCUACACCUCUCGUGUGUAUACUCUGAUCAGCACUUUACACCGAGUACAUGCUUCUGCAUAUCACCCGCCUCGCAACACAUACCCCGAACUCUACUCUCUUGCCGACGCGCAAGGUACACUACACAAAGGCUUCUCGGGUGUUCGCUUUGAGAACGCUCCAGUCGUUGCCCCGGGCCUGUGGCCUCAAGGCGGCGAAGAACUCCUCGACAACCUCAACUUUGUCAUUCAAUCUAACCAACAUAUCCUCAUCAUCGGCCCCAACGGUGCGGGCAAGAGUGCUGUUGCCCGCAUCCUAGCCGGUCUAUGGCCCGUCUACCGUGGCCUGGUCUCUCGNCCCCGAAGUAUCGGUCAGGAUGGCAUCAUGUUCCUGCCUCAACGACCAUACCUCUCCCCCGGCACCCUACGCGACCAAAUCAUCUACCCACACACCGAAUUCGACAUGCGCAGUUCCUCACGCCGGGACUCUGAACUCGAGCAAAUCCUCACCGAAGUACGACUAGGCUACCUCCCUUCCCGCGAAGGCGGCUUCGACACGCGCAAAACAUGGAAAGAUGUACUUUCUGGCGGCGAAAAACAACGCAUCUCUUUUGCACGGUUGCUUUACCAUUCCCCUGCUUUUGCGGUUAUUGACGAGGGUACCUCUGCCGUGAGCAGUGAUGUUGAAGGUUUGCUGUAUGAGACUUUGAAGAAUAGAGGUGUGACUUUGCUUACCAUAUCUACGCGUGCGAGUUUGAAACGCUAUCACGAUUAUGUGUUGACGUUGGGGUUGGGAGCUCAAGGUGACGAAUGGGAAAUGCAGAAAAUUGGCACUGAGAGUGAGAAAGACAGUGUGGANAAAGAGAUUGCAGAACUCAAGGAACGGCUUGAGCAAGUUGAGGCUUGGAAACAAAGAAAGGCGGAGAUUGAGGCUGAGUUGGCGCAGGUGUGGGUGGAAGGUAGUGGUGUGUUGGAGACACCUGAGUAUGCGAGGGAUGAGCAACAGGACAAGCAAGAUGUUGCGGAAGAGGUAGAUGUGCUCGCAGACGAAGAUGGCGAGGAAGUCGCUCUAAGCGAGACUGAAACGGAGAAGGCGAGGAUUGAGAGUGCGCGUGACGAUACAGGCACUGAUGGCUACAACACUGACAACACCCAAGAGUUUGUCACGCCUGCCGCUACGCCUAUGGAAAGGGCAUCGCCGUAG